Molecule: messenger RNA, 1249 nt
Organism: Drosophila eugracilis
Lineage: Eukaryota; Metazoa; Arthropoda; Insecta; Diptera; Drosophilidae
Product: dehydrogenase/reductase SDR family protein 7-like
Exons: 5
Coding region: 82-1062 (326 amino acids)
Cellular component (GO): membrane
Molecular function (GO): oxidoreductase activity
Source: RefSeq, a predicted model, not a curated record
UGCUGUUUGUUUUCGUUGCGUUGCUAAUCAUUUUGCAAUUGGUUUGAAGUUCAAAGGUUUGAAUCGCAUCAGAUUUUGAAAAUGAAAGUGCAGGACCUGGAGAAAUGUUCUCCCAGUAGCGACUGGAACGUCCUUUACUGGGUGCUGGGUACGAUCCUGAUGCCGGUAGCCCUCCCAUUGGCCAUCUUCAAUAUUUGGCAAAGGUUCAGGGCCCAAAAAUACCGUAAUCAAUUGCCCGGCAAGGUUGUGCUAAUUACAGGCGCUAGUUCAGGUUUAGGCGAAUCCCUGGCUCAUGUUUUCUACCGUGCUGGAUGCAAGGUCAUUUUGGCGGCACGUCGAACUCAGGAGUUGGAACGGGUAAAGAAGGAUCUACUCGCACUAGAUUUGGAUCCUGCUUAUCCACCGACCGUUCUGGCUCUCGAUCUGGCAGAAUUGAAUACCAUUCCAGAGUUUGUUACCCGCGUAUUGGCAGUAUAUAAUCAAGUUGAUAUACUCAUAAACAAUGGAGGUAUCAGUGUGCGAGCGGAUGUGGCAUCCACAGCAGUGGAUGUGGAUCUCAAGGUGAUGGUGGUCAACUACUUCGGCAGCGUAGCCCUAACUAAAGCGCUGAUUCCGUCUAUGGUAAAACGCGGUAGUGGCCACAUCUGCUUUAUUAGCUCUGUCCAAGGAAAAUUCGCAAUUCCCCAAAGGGCCGCCUAUUCCGCUUCGAAACACGCGAUACAGGCCUUUGCCGAUUCCCUGCGCGCCGAAGUUGCCAGCAAGAACAUAAACGUCUCCUGCGUGAGUCCUGGCUAUAUACGCACACAGCUUUCUUUAAAUGCCUUAACAGGAUCGGGGAGCAGCUAUGGAAAAAUGGACGAAACCACGGCCAAGGGCAUGUCGCCAGAUAAACUAGCAGAACGCAUUCUGCAAUGUAUUCUUCGCAAUGAACCAGAUAUUAUUGUCAGUGAUCUGCAGGCCAAGAUUGCCUAUUAUCUACGUCAUCUUUGUCCAAGUCUCUACUUUUGGAUCAUGGCCAAAAGAGCCUUGAAGUUGGAGAGGGCAGAAAAGAAGUCUACUUAAAUGUAGUACAAUAAGUCGAACGUCCUUAAGUAUUAGUUUCAUUUUUAUUGUUAAUUGAAUUUUGCUUAAAAUGAGGAAAUUAUAAAGUAUCGCAUAUGUGUGUGUUCGGGUUAAAAAUUAGUUACACUCGUGUUAUUGCCUAACGAUAAGAUUAAUAAAUAAAGUAUUGUAGUAAUCGUAACAUAAA